This is a messenger RNA of Sinocyclocheilus anshuiensis, 3972 nucleotides long. RefSeq names its product periostin-like. Gene Ontology annotation, molecular function: cell adhesion molecule binding. Bases 115 to 3393 code for a protein of 1092 amino acids. The record is from RefSeq and is a predicted model, not a curated record. Lineage: Eukaryota; Metazoa; Chordata; Actinopteri; Cypriniformes; Cyprinidae. Gene Ontology annotation, cellular component: extracellular matrix. Gene Ontology annotation, biological process: extracellular matrix organization; cell adhesion. The transcript is spliced from 26 exons.
GUGUGUUUGAGACAGAAAGAGAAGGGGAGGGCUGCUAUAAAGGCUGGUUCCCUGUUGCUCGCUCCCAUUCCUUCUAUUUUUUCAGUGGGUUUGAUCUGCAGGGGAUACUCCAGUAUGAUACUCCUGUUUACAGCCACCUUUACCAUCCUGGUGAUGUCCUCCCUGGACCAGGUGGAGUCUUCAGCGUAUGACAAGAUAGUCACGCACAGUCGCAUCAGGGCUAAGAAUGAAGGGCCCAAUGUGUGCGCUUUGCAGCAGGUCAUGGGGACCAAGAAAAAGUACUUCAGCACAUGCAGGAACUGGUACAACAAAUCCAUCUGUGGCAAAAAUGCGGUGGUCUUAUAUGAAUGCUGUCCGGGUUAUAUGAAGUUAGAUGGGAAGCGUGGGUGCCCCGCAGUGGCUCCUAUUGACACUGUGUACGGCACCCUGAAUCUGGUGCAAGCCAAGAUCACCCAACGAUACUCUGAUCAAUCCAAACUGAGGGAAGAACUCGAUGGAGCGGGAUCUUAUACAAUGUUUGCACCCAGUGACGAUGUCUGGGAAGAGUUAGAUCCUGCAUCAAAAGCUGCCUUGGUCAGCAGUGGAAACACUGAACUUUACAAUGCACUCCACUAUCACAUGGUCAACAAACGUCUUCUCACCAAGGAUCUGAAGAAUGAUAUGACCCUAAAGUCCAUGUAUAACAAACAAGGCCUCUAUAUCAAUCAUUACUCAAAUGGAGUUGUCACUGUGAACUGUGCCAGGAUCAUUCACGCAAACCAGGUGGCCACUAAUGGAGUUGUGCAUGUCAUUGAUCGGAUCAUCAGCAUCAUAAGUCAAACGAUCAAGGACGUGAUCGAAACCAACGAUGACCUGGCUUCACUGAACACAGUUGCUUUGAGAUCGGGUCUCCAGGGUCAACUGGGAGAGCCCGGACACUACACACUUUUUGCUCCAACCAACGAGGCCUUUGAAAAACUAGACAGUGAUGUGCUGGAAAGACUUAUGAGUGAAACAACUGUACUUCAAGCCCUUUUGAAGUACCACCUCCUGAACUCAGUGCAGUGCUCUGAGGCCAUUAUGGUAGGCUCCGUCUAUGGGACUCUUGAGGGCAGUAAUAUUGAGAUCGGAUGUGAUGGUGAGAGUCUCACAGUCAAUGGUAUCAAGAUGGUGCUGAAGAAGGACAUUGUCACCAGCAAUGGGGUCAUUCAUCUGAUCAACCAGGUGCUCAUGCCUGACUCAGCCAAGCAGGUGAUGGAGCUUAUAGGCAAAUCUCAGAGCAUCUUCAGUGACAUGGUGUCUGAGCUUGGCCUGUCUGCCGCCAUGCAGCCUGAGACUGAAUAUACUAUUCUUGCCCCACUGAAUGGAGCCUUCUUUGAUGAGGUAAUGUCCAUGGAUCAGCGUCUCCUGAAAAUUAUUCUGGAAAACCACAUUGUGAAACUCAGAGUCUCUCUGAGUGACCUCUACAACGGCCAGCUGCUCGAAACCCUGGGAGGAAAACUGCUCAGAGUCUUCAUUUAUCGCACGGCUGUGUGUAUUGAGAAUGCAUGUAUGGCCAGAGGCAGCAGAGAAGGAAGUAACGGUGUCCUUCAUCUCAUGCGAUCACUGAUUCAGCCACCCGAGACAACCAUCUAUGACCUGCUCUUAAAAGACGGACGCUUUAAAAUCUUCCUGUCUCUGAUGGAGAGUGCUGAACUGACAGAUCUACUGAAGCAGGAGGGAUCGUACACACUCUUUGCUCCUAUCGAUGCCGCCUUUGGCACCCUGACAGAGGAGAACAUCGCUCUUCUGAAAAGCGACAUCAACGGCCUAAGGGCGAUCCUGCUCUACCACUUUAGCAAUGGCGUCUUUAUUAAUGGAGGCUUGGAGGGUGGAGUGACUAAUCUUCUCAAGACCAUUCAGGGCAACAACCUUCAAGUGCUGUCUGUUAACAACUCCAUCCAUGUAAAUUCAGUGGAGGUUCCAGAUUUUGAUCUUAUGGCAUCCAAUGGAGUGGUCCAUGUAGUGAAGACCAUCUUAUAUCCUCAAGAUCUGCCAGUUGGCCGUGAAGACAUAUUGAUUCUGCUGAAGAGACUCAUCAGAUACAUACAGCUGAAGUUUGUAUCUGGAUACACCUACCAUGAGAUUCCACUAACGUUCAUCAAGAGGACUAUAACUACUCAUGUCAUUGAGAAAGGUCCCGAGGUCAAGGUGGUGAUUGGAGAACCAAGCAUCACCAAAGUUACACGCGUGAUUGGUGGAGAUCUGAGUGUCACCAAAGUUACACAAGUGACUGAAAGAGAUCCAAGCGUCACCAAAGUUACGCGAGUGAUUGGUGGAGAUCCGAGUGUCACCAAAGUUACACAAGUGACUGAAAGAGAUCCAAGCGUCACCAAAGUUACACGAGUGAUUGGUGGAGAUCCGAGUGUCACCAAAGUUACACAAGUGACUGAAAGAGAUCCAAGCGUCACCAAAGUUACACGAGUGAUUGGUGGAGAUCCGAGUGUCACCAAAGUUACACAAGUGACUGAAAGAGAUCCAAGCGUCACCAAAGUUACACGAGUGAUUGGUGGAGAUCCGAGUGUCACCAAAGUUACACAAGUGACUGAAAGAGAUCCAAGCGUCACCAAAGUUACACGAGUGAUUGGUGGAGAUCCGAGUGUCACCAAAGUUACACAAGUGACUGAAAGAGAUCCAAGCGUCACCAAAGUUACACGAGUGAUUGGUGGAGAUCCGAGUGUCACCAAAGUUACACAAGUGACUGAAAGAGAUCCAAGCGUCACCAAAGUUACGCGAGUGAUUGGUGGAGAUCCGAGCAUCACCAAAGUUACACAAGUGAUUGGUGGAGAUCCAGGCAUCACCAAAGUUGUUGAAGGGAAGCCAUCCGUUACAAAGAUCACAAGGCUCACUGAAACUCACAGUGCAUCAUCUGAUGGUGAAAUUGACACUGAGGGAGAGAUCAAGAGACUCAUGGGUGAAGAUAUAACCAAGGUGCAGACGUUUCAAGGUGGUGAUGUACGAAUCCUCCAGGAGGAAGAUAUGAAACAAAUCACUGAUGCGAUCACUCAAGGAGGUGGACCGGGGAUCACCACUAUAACUAAAGUAAUCAAACCAGGGGUCCAGGUUGUUGAAACUGAACCAGGGCUCACCACUUUGACCAGAGUAAUUAAGAAAGACCCUCAGAUCAUUGAAAUUGCACCAGGGGAAACCACUAUUACCAGAGUGAUUCAACCAGAACCGCAGAUCAUUGAAGGACCAGAUUUCUCAAAGAUUGUAUCUUUCAAGGACAGUUCAGACCUCCUCGAAUCAGAAUCAGAGAGAAUCACCAGAAUCAUCAAGGAGGGCCGUUCUAAAAAACGAGCUGCCAUCAGACAACCACAAGGAUCAAGGCGAAGCGUGAGACUGGUCAGGCCUCACUCCAGACCCAGACAGUGAGAUGAAUGGAGGCUCACUGUACCUGAAGAUCCAGCUAAAGUGAAAGACAGUGUUGUCGAACAGUGUGUUUGUCCUGCAAAUACACUUUUACUACAAACCGCAUUGAAUGUUUACACAUUAGAAACCAACGCAGUAAUAUCUUGGAUCUGUGUGGCACACACCCCACUUCAAGGGGUACUUGAAAUGGUGGUAGUUAUAAAGAGAGACAUUGGUCAUUUUUGUUUGUUUUUUUAAGCUGUUUAUAUUGUUCAUUUUUGAAUAUAUAUACUGUAUGAGCCUUGACAUUGAGCUUGUCGUGCACAUGAUAUUUUGUGGUGCUUGCAUUCAGAGACAUGAAUGCGAUUUUAUCUGUAAGGAUCAGCAAAGCUUUGGCUGUUGAGUUCACUUUAAAUUAUGCAGCUUGUAACUUUCCAUCUGUUUCUAAUUUUCUGUUCAGUUUUUAGGAAUUUGUUCACGUCUACAUUUUUUUUUUAAUUUCUUUUUUUAAUAGACUUUAUUUCUUUUUUUUUCUGAUUUUUCAAAUCAUCACAUUGAAAUCAGCUUCAAUGCAGUUAAAGAAUAAAAUUAAAUAUUUUCUGA